This is a messenger RNA of Ctenopharyngodon idella (grass carp), 2755 nucleotides long. It is a transcript of the gene rph3aa, whose product is annotated as rabphilin 3A homolog (mouse), a. The record is from RefSeq and is a predicted model, not a curated record. Gene Ontology annotation, cellular component: membrane. Lineage: Eukaryota; Metazoa; Chordata; Actinopteri; Cypriniformes; Xenocyprididae. The coding region runs from base 197 to 2026 and encodes 609 amino acids. The transcript is spliced from 17 exons. Gene Ontology annotation, biological process: intracellular protein transport. Gene Ontology annotation, molecular function: small GTPase binding.
UGCUCUUUCUUUCUCAUUGGAUCGCAGCGCAGCUCGGUUAGACAGGAGGGGGUGGGGGUUUGGCUUUUCUUCUCCCUAAAGACAGUAUUAAAGCAUCAUUCCUGCACCAGUGUGGAGGAGAGAGAGACACAUCUUCAUCUGUACUGCUGCUGAGCCGAGGAGAGCAUCUCACCAUCAGGGGCGGACCGGCUGUGAGAUGUACGGCAGGCAGAUGGAGUCCAACGUUGGAGCCGAGGAGCUGACGGAUGAGGAGAAGGAAAUUAUCAACAGUGUGCUGGCGAGAGCCAAGAUGAUGGAGGCCAUGGAGCAAGAGAGGAUUGGGCGUCUGGUAAAUCGCCUGGACAGCAUGAAGCGGACGGCCUGCGGUGACGGCUACUCCCGUUGUUUACUCUGCGGCCAGCAGUUCGGCCUUACGGGCGUCAGCGCGGUCGUGUGUGCGGAGUGCAAAAAGAACAUGUGCACUAAGUGUGGCGUUCAAAGCAUCAGUCGUUCCAGUCCAAAAUGGCUGUGCAAAAUCUGCUGUGAGCAAAAAGAGAUGCUGAAGCGGUCUGGAGCCUGGUUUUUCAAAGGUUCACCACAGCAGGUUUUACCUGCUCCUUUACCCAUCUCUAAUCAGAAAGCGCUCAGUACCACCAGUGCACCAACCUCUACCAAUCCAUCAACCUAUCAGGAGUCUUCAAUACCUUCAAGGCCAAAAAAUGGAGAGAGCAUGCAGGUCACCGGCAGAGAGCAGCAGAUAUCUGCAGAAACGAUGCCCCCUAAACGAGAGGAGCGUUCUGUCAUAUCCCAAAGAGCCCUAGAAGAAGACCGAGGUAGACAGACUUUGAGCAGGAACACAAUUCAGUCCAACGUCCCCAUGGAAGGACAAACUUACCCACCUGUGGUGACGAGAGAAAUACUGGUUCUGAGCUCCAAACCUCCGAUGUCGACCUUUUCCACGACUUCCAUACAAAAAGAUCCUGUGAGUCGACCGGAGGCCAGGGCACCACCUGCUAUGCAGACCGACGCACGUUUGCCAGCUGCCAACAGCGUUCCCGCUUCACGCCAGCCACCACCCCCCACCGUAGAGGAUGAAGAGGAUGCCAACAGCUAUGACUCUGACGAUGCCACCACUCUGGGCAUGCUGGAGUUCAGUCUGCUCUACGAGGAGGAGAAAAACGAACUGCACUGCAAUAUAAUCAAAGCAAAGGGUCUGAAGGCAAUGGACUCCAAUGGUCUGGCUGAUCCUUAUGUGAAAUUACACUUGCUUCCAGGAGCCAGUAAGUCGAACAAACUAAGAACAAAGACUCUUCAUACCACCUUGAACCCUGUGUGGAACGAGACCCUCAUUUAUCAUGGCAUCACUAAUGAAGACAUGCAGAAAAAGACUCUCAGGCUUUCUGUCAAUGAUGAGGACAAGUUCGGCCAUAAUGAGUUUAUCGGCGAGACACGGGUGGUCUUGAAAAAGCUGAAGCUGAACCAGAAGAAAACCUUCAAUGUGUGUCUUGAGAGAGCGAUUCCGCAGGUGAGACGUUCUGCUGGCGGAGGUGCUUCUCGUGGCAUGGCGCUCUAUGAGGAGGAGUUGAAGGACGAUGAAGAGGCAGAGGAGAGGGGACGCAUCCUGGUUUCUCUCACCUACAACAGCCAACAAAGUCGUCUGAUUGUGGGUGUAGUUCGAUGUGCUCAUCUGGCAGCAAUGGACUCGAAUGGUUAUUCUGACCCCUUUGUAAAGAUUAACUUGAAGCCCGACAUGGGAAAGAAAGCGAAGUAUAAAACUCAGAUCAAGAAGAAGACCCUUAACCCUGAGUUUAAUGAGGAGUUUAGCUAUGACAUCAAGCACGGUGAACUGGCGAAGAAGACUUUGGAUAUCUCUGUCUGGGAUUAUGACAUGGGAAAAUCUAAUGAUUUCAUUGGUGGAUGCCAGCUUGGUAUCACCGCUAAAGGCGAAUGUCUGAAGCACUGGUAUGAAUGUCUGAAGAACAAGGACAAGAAGAUCGAACGCUGGCAUGUUCUGUUGAAUCAAAACAACAUUGAGGCAGAUGACUGAGGUGUCGUAUCUCCUGACACCAUACAGUUCUAUCUUCCAAACAAAGUAAUCUCGCUUCCAAACUUGAACUGCAUAAUGUUUUAUUUUCAUUCAGAAAAAAAGAAAAGCGUUUGCCUUUGCUUCUCCUGAAACCCUGUGAUGAGCUUUAGUGGUCCAACUGAGAGAAAAAAAACUAGAAAACCCAGUUACUUCUGUAUAUUUUCCUUUCAGUAAAUGCCUUAAAGAACAAAACCUCAUGAAUACAAAUGUGACGCAAAUAUUUUAGUCAUCGAACCCUGGAACCAAAUAUACUCAAGGACACUGGGCAAAAAAGGACGUUACUCUUCCAGUAAAAUAGCACGUGAAAUGCUAUUUAUCUAUUGUACACGCUAUUGUUUGCCAUUAGAAAUAUACACUGUGCUUACAUGUCUUUUAUUGAUUUAUGUUUAUGUUUAAUUCAGUGUGUCACAGACGAGGAACACUGUGCGUAAGACAAAUUGUGAAUAUGAAGUUUAGAAAAGUAAUAUUAGAGUUGUAUACAGUACAUGACAGGUUGUCUAAUUUCAAUAUUGCAUUAGCUACGUAUGGAAAAUGUCUUGUUAUGUGCAUGGAAUUCAUGGACACGUGUUCUCCAAUUAUACGUUAUUGUCAUAGUUAAGUUGAAUUGAUUUCUGUAACAUGUUUACAGGUAUGAUAACAGGUGGUGUUAGUUCACAGUGCCCAAUAAAGUUCUCAGUUAUUGCCUAUGGA